UAGGUGGCGCCCUCCCCCAGGCCCGGGGCCCCGACCGCCCGUGCCGCCUCCUUCCGGACCCUCCUCUGCGAUAACGGCGCCGCGAGCAGGCCGGGCGGACUGGGCGGGGCUCCGAGAGGGGACUGGGGCCCAGACCCGCUAGGAGACGGGGAGCGGGCGGCGCGGCCAUGGCUGGCUGCUGCGCCGCGCUGGCGGCCUUCCUGUUCGAGUACGACACGCCGCGCAUCGUGCUCAUCCGCAGCCGCAAAGUGGGGCUCAUGAACCGCGCCGUGCAGCUGCUCAUCCUGGCCUACGUCAUCGGGUGGGUGUUUGUGUGGGAAAAGGGCUACCAGGAAACUGACUCCGUGGUCAGCUCCGUUACGACCAAGGUCAAGGGCGUGGCUGUGACCAACACUUCUAAACUUGGAUUCCGGAUCUGGGAUGUGGCGGAUUAUGUGAUACCAGCUCAGGAGGAAAACUCCGUCUUCGUCAUGACCAACGUGAUCCUCACCAUGAACCAGACCCAGGGCCUGUGCCCCGAGAUUCCAGAUGAGACCACUGUGUGUGAAUCAGAUGCCAGCUGUACUGCCGGCUCUGCUGGCACCCACAGCAACGGAGUCUCAACAGGCAGAUGUGUACCUUUCAACCGGUCCGUCAAGACGUGUGAGGUGGCAGCCUGGUGCCCGGUGGAGGAUGACACACACGUGCCACAACCUGCUUUUUUAAAGGCUGCAGAAAACUUCACUCUUUUGGUUAAGAACAACAUCUGGUAUCCCAAAUUUAAUUUCAGCAAGAGGAAUAUCCUUCCCAACAUCACCACUACUUACCUCAAGUCGUGCAUUUAUGAUGCUAAAACAGAUCCCUUCUGCCCCAUAUUCCAUCUUGGCAAAAUAGUGGAGAACGCAGGACACAGCUUCCAGGACAUGGCUGUGGAGGGAGGCAUCAUGGGCAUCCAAGUCAACUGGGACUGCAACCUGGACAGAGCCGCCUCCCACUGCUUGCCCAGGUACUCCUUCCGCCGCCUGGAUACACGGGACGUCGAGCACAACGUGUCUCCUGGCUACAAUUUCAGGUUUGCCAAGUACUACAGAGACCUGGCUGGCAACGAGCAGCGCACGCUCAUCAAGGCCUAUGGCAUCCGCUUCGACAUCAUCGUGUUUGGGAAGGCAGGGAAAUUUGACAUCAUCCCCACUAUGAUCAACAUCGGCUCUGGCCUGGCGCUGCUAGGCAUGGCGACCGUGCUGUGUGACAUCAUAGUCCUCUACUGCACGAAGAAAAGACUCUACUAUCGGGAGAAGAAAUAUAAAUAUGUGGAAGAUUACGAGCAGGUAGGCCCCUCCUGGCCCCCAGCAGGCACAGACCUCUCAUCUCCCAGGUGUGGGAGCCCUCGGCGUGGGCCCGUCUGGGGAGGCCCUUCUGCAGAGGCUGGCACCAGUGUGGCGUGGUGUCCCCAUUAACCCAGGCAGUCUCGCCACUCUCAGCAGCCGCGCCAUCCCUAAGCCCCUGUACUAGAUUGACUCUUUAAACCCAGCCUCGUUUCAAUGAGCGACAUCUCAGGUUGGUGAUGAUAGUGCAUGCUCUGAGAACGCCUGUGCGCACACACGACUUCAGUUCACCUUGCCGAACAGGAAGGGUUGGGUUCCAGGCCUGGGACCAACUUGAGAACCCCUGGCGGUGAAUUCCCGGGCGCACAACUCCCUCCCGCCUGCCACAAGGGGUCCUGGGGGCACCUUGAUCUGCUUGUGUCCUUCUUUGCAGGGUCUUGCUAGUGAGCUGGACCAGUGAGGCCUACCCCACGCCUGGGCUCUCCACGGCCCCAUCGAAGAACAGAGAGGAGGAGGAGGGAGAAAUGGCCGCCAUAUCACCCCAGAGAAAUUUCUGGAAUCUGAUUGAGUCUCCACUCCACAAGCACUCAGGGUUCCCCAGCAGCUCCUGUGUGUUGUGUGCAGGAUCUGUUUGCCCACUCGGCCCAGGAGGUCACCAGUUUGUUCUUGGCUGGGUCAACUCUGUUAUUCCCGCAACCUGGGGUUGUCGAGGGUGUGCUGGCCCGAGGCAGUGGCACUGCUGUGGCUUUCAGGGCUGGAGCUGGCUUUGCUCAGAAGCCUCCUGUCUCCAGCUGUCUCCAGGACACGCCCAGUCCUCUGAGGCACGGCGGCUCUGUUCAAGCACUUCAUGCGGCAGGGGAGGCCGCCUGGCUGCAGUCACUAGACUUGUAGCAGGCCUGGGCUGCAGGCUUCCCCCGACCAUUCACUGCAGCCAUGAGGCAGAGCUGGCAUUUCUCCUCAGAGAAGCGCUGUGCUAAGGUGAUCGAGGACCAGACAUUAAAGCGUGAUUUUCUUAA
Molecule: messenger RNA, 2320 nt
Organism: Symphalangus syndactylus (siamang)
Lineage: Eukaryota; Metazoa; Chordata; Mammalia; Primates; Hylobatidae
Gene: P2RX4
Product: purinergic receptor P2X 4
Biological process (GO): response to ATP; calcium ion transmembrane transport
Cellular component (GO): plasma membrane
Molecular function (GO): extracellularly ATP-gated monoatomic cation channel activity; purinergic nucleotide receptor activity; ATP binding
Source: RefSeq, a predicted model, not a curated record